UUAAGAUCCAGAGAUAGGCUAAUUAAGCAACAGGAUGCAUGUUUUUCAUUAUUUUGUGUGAGUUCUGUCUGGAAAGAUGUAUAAAUUUUGGCUAAGCGUUUGUGUAAUUAUUAUUCUUGUACAGACCCAAAACAUUUCCGGAGAUUUGUCAAUAGACCAAAGAAUCCGAGAAGGAAAUCGCAAGCGAGCAUUAGACGUCCGUUUGGUUGGUGGGAGUUCAUCGCUGGAGGGUCGAAUUGAGAUUCGAUAUAACAACACAUGGGGUACAGUGUGUGACAAAAAAUUUAAUAGAAAAGCUGCUAAAGUCAUAUGCCAUAUGCUUGGCUAUCAAAGAGCUGGAGCAAAGGCUUACAAGCGAGCUACAUAUGGUAAAGGGAAGGGACCGAUAUGGUUAGAUAAGUUACGAUGUCAUGGUAACGAGAUUUCUGUGAAAGACUGCCGCCAUUUACCUUGGGGAUCGCACAGCUGUAGACACAAAGACGAUGCAGGUGUAAAAUGUAAAGCAAAAAAGAAAGUUGAAAGGGACAGAAUGACCACACUUGAGCUUGACAUGGUUGUAGAAGAGAAUAAUAAACACAAAAUAUUUCACAGAUAUAAUUACAAUAAAAAUGCAGCCAAAGACACAUCAAAGCGUUGGGCUAGAGGCACUAUAUUUUAUAAGUUUAACGCUAGCAUAGAUAGUAAUACAGGUCAUCUAAUUCGAGAUGCCUUCGACGAAUGGGAAUAUUUUUCCUGCUUGCAUUUCGCUAAAGAUGUCUUAGACGAACACUACAACAGAAUCGUCUUCACUUAUAAUCAGGACGAUAAAGGGUGUGCCUCCACUUAUGUUGAAAUGAAACAAGGAUCUUAAGAAAUUCAUCUUGGAAAAAGCUGCCUACACUUCAGAAUCUUUGAAAUAUGUACGAUAUGCACUAUUUUGCAACAACUAUGUUUUGGUUUGGCUUUUACUUUCAUUACGUUUACAUUUUGCUGCAUUUCGACUCGAUCGACACGUGAUCGACACGUGAUUACAAUACAUUA
This is a messenger RNA of Mercenaria mercenaria, 1020 nucleotides long. RefSeq names its product scavenger receptor cysteine-rich domain superfamily protein-like. Gene Ontology annotation, cellular component: membrane. Bases 77 to 850 code for a protein of 257 amino acids. Gene Ontology annotation, molecular function: metalloendopeptidase activity. NCBI's taxonomy places the organism in Eukaryota, Metazoa, Mollusca, Bivalvia, Venerida, Veneridae. Gene Ontology annotation, biological process: proteolysis. The record is from RefSeq and is a predicted model, not a curated record. The transcript has 9 exons.